Molecule: messenger RNA, 3628 nt
Organism: Durio zibethinus
Lineage: Eukaryota; Viridiplantae; Streptophyta; Magnoliopsida; Malvales; Malvaceae
Source: RefSeq, a predicted model, not a curated record
AGUUUUAAAAAAAAAGUCGACUUCUUUUCAACAUCAAUAAAAUUUUAACCACUAAUAAAAGUUACAUUCAUGAUCCUUGAAAGAAUAUGUAAUGUCGUUAGUGCCGAAUACAAAAAUCCGAAAAUCGGUCCCAUUAUGAUUUAUGAGACUUCACAAUUCCUGAAUUCACACUUCACAUUGAAAGUGAUCCACAGUUAAAAAUCAAUCAGCGAUGGGCAAAGGGCCCUAUCUUCUGACUCAACACGUUUUUGAAUUGAUAACCAAACCACUAGUUAGGGCAGAGUCAGAAGAAAUAAUAAUAAGAAAUUACUAGUGCGGAUAAAUUGUUGCAGAGUGCUGAAGUAGGUAAUGGGAAUGUUGCGUGCGUGAUUUUUGCAGCCAAGAAAUAUUCAUGGCCAAGUGUGUUCAAUCUAUGGUUCUCGUUUUCUUCCUUUUCCCGUGGUUAACAUCAUCAGCUGUUCCAAUUCUAAGGCGAGGAUCGUCUUUGUCCGUAGAGAAUCGAGAUGACGUUUUGAUCUCGCCGAGUGGCAUAUUCUCCGCAGGUUUUUACCCCGUUGGUCAAAACGCUUAUUGCUUCGCCAUCUGGUUCACCAAGCCUUGCCAGGACGGUAGCCACACUAUAGUUUGGAUGGCAAACCGAGAUACACCUGUUAAUGGAAGGCGCUCAAAGCUCUCCAUACUCAAAACUAGUAAUAUUAUCUUAACUGAUGCAGGUCAAUUCAUAAUCUGGACGAGCAACAACACGGUUACAGACUCUUGGUCACAGUUAAAGCUCCUUGAUUCAGGUAAUCUUGUUCUCCAAACUCGGAAUAAUCUUACUCUUUGGCAAAGCUUUGAUUCACCAACAGAUACACUUCUUCCUAAACAACCACUCACUCGAUACACAAGCCUUGUAUCAUCACGAAGCCAAAAUGACUACUCUUCAGGUAACUUCAAGCUGAUGUAUGACUAUGAUAAUGUUCUUCGUCUUGUUUUGGAUGGUCCUGAGACAUCCAGCAUCUACUGGCCUGAUUCAACCCUCUUGGACUACCAACAAGGAAGAACUAGAUACAAUGAUAGCAGACUUGCCGCGUUCGACCCUUCAGGUUAUUUUAUAUCUUCUGACAAAGUGGAGUUUAGAUCAACUGAUUUUGGUAAAGGACCUUGGAGAAGAUUAACGCUUGAUUUUGAUGGUAACCUUAGAUUAUACACUCUUGAAGAGCAAAAAGGGAUUUGGUCUGUCACAUGGCAAGCUAUGUCUAAAUCUUGCAGAAUUCAUGGAAUCUGUGGACCAAAUAGUAUAUGUAGCUACGAUCCAGGUUGGGGCCCAAAGUGCUCUUGCCCACCAGGGUUCAAGAUGAAAAACCAAGAAGACUGGAACGAUGGAUGCGAACCAGAAUUUGAACUUCCAUGCGGCAAUCAUGAUUUCAACUUUGUCAAACUCCGUCAUGUUAAUUUUUUUGGCUACCAUUACGAUAUCCUCCGUAAUUACACCUUAGAGAACUGUGCCAAGGCUUGCUUGAAUUUGUGUUGCGUAGCCUUUCAAUACAGAUAUUUCCCAGAGGAUGGUGCCUAUCGCUGUUAUCCAAAAUGGGAAUUGCGUAAUGGUCAUCGUUACUCUAGUUACAAUGGAACCUUGUACUUGAAACUCCCAAAAUCUUUCGCCGACAACAAAACUGUUGAAGAAUUCAAAUUAAAUUGCUCGAGCAAGCAGACAAAACAGCUAGAAAGAGCUUAUCUGAAGAAAACUGGAUAUGGAUCAUUAAAGAUUCUGAUUUGGUGCGCUUCUAUAAUUGGAUUCCUUGAGAUGAUCUGCAUCUUUCUGGUGUUCAGUUUCUUGCACAAAACAGGGAAAAGCUCUGAUGCAACGACACGAGGCUACCUUCUUGCUGCAACUGGAUUCAAAUUCACCUAUGAUGAGUUGAAAAAGGCAACACGGGGUUUCAGUGAAGAGAUUGGACGAGGAGGAGGUGGAGUGGUUUACAAGGGAAUUUUGUCUGAUCAACGAAUUGCAGCAAUUAAGCGACUUAAUAUUGAAGCUAAUCAAGGGGAGGAGGAAUUUCUUGCAGAAGUAAGCACAAUAGGUAGGCUUAACCACAUGAACUUGAUUGAGAUGUGGGGAUACUGCGCAGAGGGGAAGCAUAGGCUUUUGGUGUAUGAGUACAUGGAAAAGGGAUCAUUAGCAAAGAACCUCUCGUCUAAUUCACUUGAUUGGAAGAAGAGGUUCGAUAUUGCAGUGGGCACAGCCAAGGGUCUGGCUUAUUUGCAUGAAGAAUGCUUAGAAUGGGUUCUGCACUGUGAUGUCAAGCCUAAGAACAUACUGUUGGAUUCUAGCUAUCAUCCUAAAGUAGCAGAUUUUGGUCUAUCCAAACUGCUCAAUAGGGACAGUCUUAAAGGUUCAAGCUUUUCCAAGAUUAGAGGAACAAGAGGUUACAUGGCGCCUGAGUGGGUUUACAAUCUGCCCAUCACCUCCAAAGUGGACGUCUAUAGCUAUGGGAUUGUCAUCUUGGAAAUGAUAACAGGGAGGAACCCGACUAUAGGUGUCCCUGCUGUUGAAACUAGUGGAGAAGUAUGGCACCAGAAGUUAGAAGCUUGGGUCAAAGGGAAGAAAAUUGGAGCUGCUGCAACAACGUCUUGGGUUGAAGAGCUAAUAGACCCUGCCAUGGGCUAUGAUUAUGACAGAAAUAAAUUGGAAAAUCUGCUGGAGGUGGCUAUAAAGUGUACAGAAGCAGACAGACAUGCAAGACCAUCCAUGAGCCAGGUAGUUCAAAUGCUUCUGGGGGACAAAAUUGAUCCUCAACAAUUCAAUAAUAAGACUGCAGGAGACCCUAACUGAUACGUCCCAGCAUCUUUUAAAUAAUCUGUAAACAAAUGACUCCGUUUUAGUGUCUAUUGGUUAUUAUUCAAUUGUGCGGUAGAAUUUCGUGGAUUUAGGACCCCUACUAAGGCUUUGGAUUCGUGUUUGUAAAUUGGAAAGACAGUAGAAGUAUAGAAUUAGCUAAUUUGCUUAGUCAUGGCAAUGUUUUACAGAACAUUGGGUGGGUUUGAGUGGUAAUUUCUUUUGCAACAAUUUAUCCUUAUCUGUCCCUUGAAUCCCAUUUUAAUGCUGAGAACGCUUAAGCCUUAAUAUGAACACAAUUGGGACGUUGCCGGUGAACAAAUUCUCUUUCGUGAGAAUUGAACGUAUGAAUUUCGUAUAGGCAGGCUGGUCUUACCAUUAAUGGCUUUUGAAUACCAACUUUUGGGGACACUACUGAUUAUGACCGUUUGGCUUACAUGGAUAAACACCAUAGAACAGUAAAGCACUUUGUCAUUCGAAUAUAAGUAGUAGCUAAAUUAAUACUAAAAACAGACAUAAUACUACUUCAGAAAAGUAAAUGGCGGUCAUCUUAGUUCACAGCAGAAAAAUGAGUGCUCUUACAAAUGCCAUAGCAUCUGCAGCAGAUAAAGCAAGGAUGUCAACAACAGAAUAUAGAUUAGAAUGACAGGCAGCUCAAGGACUCUUGAUCAAAUGUACCCGCUUAUAGCCUGUAAGAAUCGCUAGGCAUAUCUAAUAGUAGCAGCGAAGCAUCACAUCCCUUAGAAGGGAAAGUAAAGGUCAUAUUCAAGAAAUAAAGUACAAGGAAGCGAACAGAACCAAAGGAUGCAA